Molecule: messenger RNA, 1717 nt
Organism: Nerophis lumbriciformis (worm pipefish)
Lineage: Eukaryota; Metazoa; Chordata; Actinopteri; Syngnathiformes; Syngnathidae
Source: RefSeq, a predicted model, not a curated record
CUCUCCAUCUUUAAUUCCAUCCACACAUUCUCUCCAUCUUUAUCUCCAUCCACAUCUUCUCUCCAUCUUUACUUCCAUCAACACCUUCUCUCCCUUUUUACCUCCAUCCACAUCGUCUCUCCAUCUUUACCUCCGUCCACACCUUUUCUCCAUCUUUACUUCCAUCCACCCCUCUUCUCCAUCUUUACCUCCAUCCACACCUUCUCUCAUCUUUACCUCCAUCCACACCUUCUCUCUAUCUUUACCUCCAUCCACUCCUUCUCUCCAUCUUUACCUCCAUCCACAACUUCUCUCCAUCUUUACCUCCAUCCACACCUUCUCUCCAUCUUUACCUUGAUCCACACCUUCUCUCCAUCUUUACCUCCAUCGACACCUUCCCUCCAUCUUUACCUCCAUCCACACCUUCUCUCCAUUUUUACCUCCAUCCACACCUUCUCUCCAUCUUAACCUCCAUCCACACCUUCUCUCCAUCUUUACCUCCACCCACACCUUCUCUCCAUCUUUACCUCCAUCCACACCUUCUUUCCAUCAUUACCUCAAUCCACACCUUCUCUCCAUUUCCUCCAUCCACACCUUCUCUCCAUCUUUACCUCCAUCCACACCUUCUCCCCACGUUGUCUUCUGUUCACACGUGACAUCACUUCCUGUGCAGAGCUUCCAGAGGUGUUCCUCCUCCAGAAGACGCCAUCCUCUCCAGUCACCUGCAUGGCGACAGGUUUCUACCCCGACUUAGCCGACCUGUUUUGGAGGAAAGACGGCGAGCAGAUCUUCGAGGACGUGGAGCACGGAGAGCUGCUCCCCAACCACGACGGAACCUUCCAGAUGUCGGUGGAGCUGAAAGUGGAGGUGACGGCCGAGGUGGAGGGCAAGUACGAAUGUGUGUUCCAGCUGUCUGGCGUCAAGGAGGACCUGGUCACCAAGCUGGAGAGAAGAAGCAUCCUGAGCAACGCAAGCCAUGAAGACAACUGGAGCGUCGCCCUCGCUGCCACGGCGGCGGUCGUCGCUGUGGCGGCCGUCCUGGCGGCCAUCAUCAUCGUCAUGGUCAGGCGUCACAGAAACAGACAAGGUGAGGGACACCAAUGUCCUCCGUCUUCUUCUUCUUCUUCUUCUUCUUCUUCUCGGUCCAGGCCGUGAGUUGAUGCUUUCAUCCGGGCUGCAUGUUUUAGUUGCCUUCCAGCCAAACACUCAAAGAUCCACAGAGACAGAGCGCACACUCUCACAUAGAAACACGUGAGGAAAAAGUCCAUUUCACCUUGUUUCACUUUCAUUUCAGCCCAGUACGAUCCAGCUCGUAAGUAAAACAUCUUUUCUUUGAGCCGCAAGAAACAAAGCCGUGGUGAAGCGUCACUCACAUGGAGGUCUGAUGUGGACCUUUGUUACAAGUUUAGCCUGAAAAUCCCAACUUGAGCUCACUCCUUCACAAUAAAAGACCCUCCUGUGAGCACACACGAUACAAAGUGUGGCAUAUCUCACGUUUGUCAUGAGUCCUCAUGAUGAGGAUCAGCCAAAUGAGACCUCAAGUGUGCUGACUCAUCAAGAAGGUAUCCUAGUCAGGAAGUAGAAGAGCAGCACUCUGCUUCUUCAUGUUUCCAAGUCCCACCUCAAAGAUCUGAUGUGAGUGACGAGGCACCUUCUGGAUGUUCUUCCUUCACCGUUUGCGUUUGUCCCACAGCUCGCCACGGCGGCGUGGAGCUCUCCGAGAAGGUGGCGGCUGAAG